Messenger RNA from Actinia tenebrosa (Australian red waratah sea anemone), 1143 nucleotides. RefSeq lists its product as uncharacterized. Lineage: Eukaryota; Metazoa; Cnidaria; Anthozoa; Actiniaria; Actiniidae. The record is from RefSeq and is a predicted model, not a curated record.
GAAAAAGAAAACAAAGAGCAAACACAUGUCUAUGAGCAAAUAAAGAAACAAACAGAGAUGGUUGAAAAAGUGAAAGCAAAAUUUUCUGUUGAACGUAACAAGAAACAAGUCUUACAGGAAAAGCUGAAGGAAAAGAAUAAAGAAUCCAAUGAUUUGCAAAAAGAAAAUCAGUUGCUAAGGGACGAAAAUAAAAUGCUAAGGAUAAAGUUGGACCAAUUAGAGGAAGAAAAAAGAAAAGAAAGAAAAGCAAGCCAGCUGCUUCAAGAAAAAUACACUAUGCGUGAGACUCAGUUCAAUGAAAGAAUUGACAAGGAGAUAGAAAAGCUUAAGGAAUUGCUUGAGAACCUGAAAGUCAUUGCCCAAAAGCAUGGAUAUUUCAAUUCAUUGGAUGGUUUAAACUUAGAGAGAGAGAGUGAUGACAAUAAUUUUCCUUUGCCUUGAAGUUAAUCUUCCACCAACAAAAAAUCACUGCAGUAGGAUAAUGCUGUUCAAAUUUAUGUCUAAUUGAAGGCAGUACUUGAGGUAUUUCAUGGACGUCUUCCUACAGCAUUUGGUAUUUGAAUCUUAAAUUGCAAAAAAAGUAACAUUCUGAACACUGUAGCUGAAUGGAAAAAGCUUAAACUCAGUUGUCCGAGUGUCAUGCAUGCAUUAAAACAUGUCUUGUCUUAAUGCAAUUAAAAGACACAUUAGUGUCUUAAUUAAUGAUGUUUCUAACUAUACAUAGAAGCCAUAAAAUAAGAUAGAAUGUGAAACAUAUAUUUCAUAUUCUUGUGAGCUAUAGUUUCUGGGAAAAAAGUUUCUAAAAUUCUUAUAUUUAUGUCUCUCUUAGCACAGGUAUGCAUUUUUAAUCAGUCUUUAUACUACAGCCAGCCAAUUUGAGCCUCUUAUGAAAUCAAAGUUGCAAAUUUUACAACGAAAAAAUUAUAAAUCUUCAAAAAUUUUCUGGGUUGAGAUAUAAUUUAUUAUACAUUUUGUAUAAAUCAAGCAUUUUUGUUACAUAUGCCAAAAUUUAUUUGAUUCAUGAAAGUCUACUAGCAGUUAACCCCUUGCAACAUUUGUCUGGAUCAACCUGCACAGUGCAGUGGUAAUCGAGUUGUAAUCCGUCACUAAUGUGAUAUGAUAAUUAAUAUAACUCAAAUGUAU